UAUUCCAGUUUCUGCCUGAGUUGGAAAUGAGUCCCUCUGCUAUGCAUCCCAGCAAAAAGGCACCUUAAAUAUGUAACCCGGAAGAGUACGAGGUUAUUCCUAGAGUCUGGAACAGUGAGUAUCAUAGGUGCUCAAUAACCGUUUAGGGAAGAAUAACAUCCCAGUGAAGUCAAGAGGUUGGCGUAAUUGGAACACUCGGCGUGAGGCGCACCAGGUUUCCAGCGCCCCUGGUUUCCACGUCGCUAUGGUAACGCCUCACCCUGCACACAUGCGAACUACAAUUCCCUUAACCGCCCGCGGCUUCCCAGCCCACAGGGAGAGAAUGGCGCGAGCAGGCACGGAACCGGCUUUUCCUCCUUCCUGAAGUGUGAUUGGCCCGCGGCUCAGGGAGGUCACCAAUGAGUGCUCUCGCGGAGAGCGACGAGGCCAAUAUGGCUUCCUGCACCUGGUGACGCUUGGCGAAACUGAGGUCUCAUGGAGAAGCCCCCGAGUAUUGAGGAGACCCCAUCUUCAGAACCAAUGGAAGAAGAGGAAGAUGAUGACUUGGAGCUGUUUGGUGGCUAUGAUAGUUUCCGGAGUUAUAACAGCAGUGUGGGCAGUGAGAGCAGCUCCUAUCUGGAGGAGUCAAGUGAAGCAGAAAAUGAGGAUCGGGAAGCAGGGGAACUGCCGACCUCCCCGCUGCAUUUGCUCAGCCCCGGGACUCCUCGCUCCUUGGAUGGCAGUGGUUCUGAGCCAGCUGUCUGUGAGAUGUGUGGUAUCGUGGGUACAAGGGAAGCCUUCUUCUCCAAGACCAAGAGGUUCUGCAGCGUCUCCUGCUCCAGGAGCUACUCCUCCAAUUCCAAGAAAGCCAGUAUCUUGGCUAGAUUACAGGGAAAACCACCGACCAAAAAAGCCAAAGUCCUGCACAAAGCUGCCUGGUCUGCCAAAAUUGGAGCCUUCCUCCACUCCCAAGGGACAGGACAGCUGGCAGAUGGGACACCAACAGGACAAGACGCUCUGGUCUUGGGCUUCGACUGGGGGAAGUUCCUGAAGGAUCACAGUUACAAGGCUGCUCCCGUCAGCUGUUUCAAGCACGUCCCACUCUAUGACCAGUGGGAGGAUGUGAUGAAAGGGAUGAAGGUGGAGGUGCUCAACAGUGAUGCUGUGCUCCCCAGCCGAGUGUACUGGAUCGCCUCUGUCAUCCAGACAGCAGGUGCCCUUUCCUUUCCUUUCCUUUCAGGGUAUCGGGUGCUGCUUCGGUACGAAGGCUUUGAAAAUGACGCCAGCCAUGACUUCUGGUGCAACCUGGGAACUGUGGAUGUCCACCCCAUUGGCUGGUGUGCCAUCAACAGCAAGAUCCUAGUGCCCCCACGGACCAUCCAUGCCAAGUUCACCGACUGGAAGGGCUACCUCAUGAAACGGCUGGUCGGCUCCAGGACGCUUCCCGUGGACUUCCACAUCAAGAUGGUGGAGAGCAUGAAGUACCCCUUUAGGCAGGGCAUGCGGUUGGAAGUGGUGGACAAGUCCCAGGUGUCACGCACUCGCAUGGCUGUGGUGGACACAGUAAUCGGGGGUCGCCUACGGCUCCUCUACGAGGAUGGUGACAGUGACGACGACUUCUGGUGCCACAUGUGGAGCCCCCUGAUCCACCCAGUGGGUUGGUCACGACGUGUGGGCCACGGCAUCAAGAUGUCAGAGAGGCGAAGUGACAUGGCCCAUCACCCCACCUUCCGGAAGAUCUACUGUGAUGCCGUUCCUUACCUCUUCAAGAAGGUACGAGCAGUCUACACAGAAGGCGGUUGGUUUGAGGAAGGGAUGAAGCUGGAGGCCAUUGACCCCCUGAAUCUGGGCAACAUCUGCGUGGCAACUGUCUGUAAGGUUCUCCUGGAUGGAUACCUGAUGAUCUGUGUGGACGGGGGGCCCUCCACAGAUGGCUCGGACUGGUUCUGCUACCACGCCUCUUCCCACGCCAUCUUCCCAGCCACCUUCUGUCAGAAGAAUGACAUUGAGCUCACACCCCCAAAAGGUUAUGAGGCACAGACUUUCAACUGGGAGAACUACUUGGAGAAGACCAAGUCGAAAGCCGCUCCAUCGAGACUCUUUAACAUGGAUUGCCCAAACCAUGGCUUCAAGGUGGGCAUGAAGCUGGAGGCCGUGGACCUGAUGGAGCCCCGGCUCAUCUGUGUGGCCACGGUGAAACGAGUGGUGCAUCGGCUCCUCAGCAUCCACUUUGACGGCUGGGACAGCGAGUACGACCAGUGGGUGGACUGCGAGUCCCCGGACAUCUACCCCGUCGGCUGGUGUGAGCUCACUGGCUACCAGCUCCAGCCUCCUGUGGCCGCAGAACCGGCCACACCGCUGAAGGCCAAAGAGGCCACAAAGAAGAAAAAGAAACAGUUUGGGAAGAAAAGGAAAAGAAUCCCGCCCACCAAGACGCGACCCCUCAGACAGGGGUCCAAGAAGCCCCUGCUGGAGGAUGACCCUCAGGGUGCCAGGAAGAUCUCGUCGGAGCCCGUUCGUGGCGACAUCAUUGCUGUGCGUGUGAAGGAAGAGCAUCUAGACGUGCCCUCGCCCAACAAGGCUUCAAGUCCAGAGCUGCCUGUCUCCGUUGAGAACAUCAAGCAGGAAACUGACGACUGAGCCUUCCUGCCGGCAGCCUGGCUUCUAGCUGGAAGCCAGCCCAGGGUUUCUCUACCACCACCACCACGCCUCCAACUGACUUUGGCUUGGAGACUGAUCCUCUGUGUGUAAAUUCUGCCCGGUGCUGUGAAGGCUGGACGGUGGAGGACCUGCCUGUUGCCUCUGCCCUCCCCUGUGGAAAGGCCUAUGUGAAGGGCUGCUUGAGGCCCCCGAACUCGUCUGUGAACCACCUUCUCCAGCCAGAGUUCCCAAAGCUGGAACACUAGCUGCCUGCUCUUCCUUGAGACGGCCUCCCUGCCGACCCGCCACGGCCCUCAGUUGCCAGGGAUGGGGCCACCCUUGUCACACUGUGGAAGACAAGACAGUGAACUCUGUCUACCCCAACGAGUCAUGUAAAUUAAGUUCUAGAGCAGCUCUCUGAGCAGGAUAAGGUCCCCUGACAGUGAGUUGUGUGGUGGGGGCAGCCUCUGCCUCAAAAAUUCAACAAGCAAAAUGCCUCUCAGCCUCACGUGUUGGUCCUCUGCUCCUCCUAGCUCCCCAGGGAUGUUGGGGACCCAGCUUGUCUCGGCAGCUGAGAAGCAGUGACCAGGAUGUGGAUUUUGGCGACCUGUGUGGUGGCCUUGAGCUGCUUUCUGUGUUUGUGAGGACUGACUGCCAUUUCCUAAAGGAAAUGCCCCCGGGGAGGACAUUGGGAGGAAGAUGGCCUGAGUGUGCACUUUGGCUCUGCUACCUGCUCCUGAAGCCCCGCUAAAAAUAAUUCAUCCAAGAUUCCUUUGUAGUUAAAGGGUCCAGUUCCGACUGGAGCCUCUGGAGAGCUGGGCUUGUAUGCUCUUUUGGCCUUUUGUUCCUACCUGAAUGAAGAAACCAUGCCUGGAGGGGCCGUGAACACAGAACCCUCAGGACAAGGAUGACAGAGCUGGAGGACACAUCUAGCUGCCAUUGCAACCUCACUGGGCUCCCCAGACUUUGUGUAUGAGAAAUUAAAUCCCCUACUUGCUUGAGUCCCGUUUGUUAGAUCUCUAUUCCUUGCAGAGUGUGUUCUGACCCCCCCCCACCUCAAGGUAUCGAUUAUGAAGUCCACGUGAGUCAAGACACGAGUGUGCAAGGCCGUAAAGAAUAAAUGUCGCCUGUCAUCAGCUCGA
Pongo pygmaeus (Bornean orangutan) is the source of this 3761-nucleotide messenger RNA. RefSeq names its product L3MBTL histone methyl-lysine binding protein 2 (gene L3MBTL2). The transcript has 17 exons. Gene Ontology annotation, biological process: negative regulation of DNA-templated transcription. The coding region runs from base 475 to 2619 and encodes 714 amino acids. The record is from RefSeq and is a predicted model, not a curated record. Gene Ontology annotation, molecular function: zinc ion binding; chromatin binding. NCBI's taxonomy places the organism in Eukaryota, Metazoa, Chordata, Mammalia, Primates, Hominidae. Gene Ontology annotation, cellular component: nucleus.